Molecule: messenger RNA, 5481 nt
Organism: Geosmithia morbida
Lineage: Eukaryota; Fungi; Ascomycota; Sordariomycetes; Hypocreales; Bionectriaceae
Product: RasGEFN
Exons: 2
Coding region: 1-5481 (1826 amino acids)
Biological process (GO): Ras protein signal transduction; positive regulation of GTPase activity
Cellular component (GO): plasma membrane
Molecular function (GO): guanyl-nucleotide exchange factor activity
Source: RefSeq, a predicted model, not a curated record
AUGGAGGUUGUCGGCGCCUCUGCCUCGAGCGCACCGCCUGCUGCCGCCGGCCCGGCUAUCACGACCACCACCGCCUCACAACGCAAACCCUCGUCCUCGAAGCGAUCUGCUCGGGAUGAUCGCAUCGCAAAGUCUUCGACCAGAGUCUCCUCCCCCAGAGCCUCUCCCAGAUCUGCUGCCCCGAGGCACCCUCCGCACGCGACCAGGGCGCCCUCCAGGUCAGCUCGAGGCCCUGCCAGACCUCUUGUGCCCGUCACCGAACGCAGGUCACAAGGCGGCGGAUCGGCUCGCAAGCCCUCCAGGGAUGCUGAUGUCGCCACCGACAGGUGGGACAUGGUCCCGGACGGGAGCUCUGCAGGGCGAGAGGGCCGACACUUUACCGUAGCAAAAGUGGGCAACAAUGGGAGGCUCUACUUGAGACCGACCGUCCGCCCGGCACAGCAGAGAUACCCUCAACCCAACUUUACCUUCCCGGCCACACCCCCCGCGACGGCGUCACUCGAAAACGCAAAGGCGAAUCUCGAUGCCGGCAGCGAAUUAUGGAGCCCGACGACGCAAGAUCCACCGCAAAUCGUGGCGCCGGCCGAGACGUUGGACUCUGUCGCCCGACAGCCUACUUUGAUCCACCGUCGAGCGUUGUCGGAUAGUACCGUUCCCGACACCAGCAGCGUCUUCGACUCUGCCCCCGGCGGCUUCAAGGUCGUCAUCUCGAAGCCCGGCAAUGCGACGGCGCGACGCCCCAGAUCCGCAGAGGAUCCGCCUACGAAUGCCCUGCCACAUCUCGACAUCAGCAUACCCUCGUGGCGCAUCGGCGUCCCACGCUUCACCGAGGCCGGCACGCCCUUGCUGCAGGCCUCCUCCUACGCCUCCUCCUAUGCCCGCAGCGACGAUGUACAGAGCGUCGCCGGAUCUGCUUUUGAUCGUCCGCAGAGACGCAUCAGCUCAACCCCACCUCUUCCUUCUCUGAGUCCAGGGAAGCCGAGCACCCCCCAUGCGCCCCAAUCUCGCCUCUCGCGUCCACAACCGCACCGCUCCAUUCGCCUGCCGACCCUUAGAUCACCACUGCUGUCUCCACCGUCGCCCCGAUUCCCCCAUCCCCUGCGCGCCACCUUCAUGUCUGCCACGGUCGCCAUACAUCCCGACAUGUACGAUGCCCUAACCUUCCCGCCCGCCUGCGACGACCGCUCCGUCGUUCGAUACGGCUCCGGAGGCGCAGUCACGGCCGCUACUCCUGCGCGCCUCGUUGCCGAAAUCACGUCUCCUAGCUUCCUCGACUAUGAACUCAUAUCCGACUUCUUCCUUACCUUUAGAGCCUUUCUGGACCCCCAAGAUCUCCUGCGCAUGCUCAUUGCCCGUCUGCGGUGGGCCGUCAGCCGCAAUGACGAGAUCGGCAUGAUUGUUCAUGUUCGAGGCUUCGUUGCCAUGCGCCAUUGGGUCCUCAACUACUUCGUCGACGACUUCGUUGUCGAUUACGGGCUGCGCCUCGAGUUUUGCAAGCUUCUCAACGGCCUGGUCGACGAUCUCGCACAUCUGGACCAGGCUCACAAGGUUCAGCUCAAGGCGCUCAACGAGAUGAAGAAGUGCUGGCGGAGGGCAUGUGCCCAGUAUUGGGACGGCGCAGAGUUUGACGAGGACGUCAAGCCGGAGGAGCCGAUCACACCUGGUGGUGCCGCCGGCGACCGAGACUCGAGAUCGGUCCCGCCUUUCUGGGGGCAAGAUGACGCGCAGCCGCCUGCUGCUGCUGUGCAGCCUCCGAUGGGGAACCUCGCUCCUGUCCCGGAAUCGACAGCGGCAGACUUUGUGACGGAGCAGCCGCAUGCGGGGCGCGUGCGACGAUCGGCUGGGAACCAACGGCCUUCGACGCCGGACGACGCCCCCGCACGAACCGAGGCGAUAGACCAAGAUUUCGGCCCAUUCUCGCCGUCAAGCCUGGCCAGCUUAGACAUUGUCUCCUGCUCCUUCCCGGGAAAGCACCUGCGCUUCUUUCACCCCCAGUGCGGGCGUGCUAUGGGGGCACAUCCUGCCUCGACGAGCUCGGUCCAUCGCGCCGGUCCGGUGGCCAGCACGCCCAAGGCGCUUGCGGGAAAGCGCGUGAGGGCGAAGCACCCACACGGACGGAGCAGCAGCCUCCCCGAGAACCCUCUGGAAGAGGAGGCGGCCGAAUGCGAGGCGCCCAAGGCCGACAGCUAUGUCGGCGCCCUGCCGCCCGGCGCAAGCCUCGUCCGCGGCGACGUGCUGCCCCCGGGACAGGCGUAUGUCCAGAUGGCGCCGGGCCACGACAACCGACAGACAACAUUCUUCUAUCCCGACGGCGUGGGUAUGCGCAGGCCGAACUGGCACAGUGACCCUGCGCCGGGUGCCGGCAUGAAGAGGUUCAUCGGCAGCGUCCGUCGCGUCCUGGGCACCAGGGGACAGCAUGCGACAUCUCCGCAGGGUCGGUACGUGGGCGGCACCGCUGUCGGACGCUGCGGCGGCGCCGUUGCGCGCCUCCCCGGAACUGCCGUCGUUCCCCAGGGCCACUCGGCCCUGGACGGUCCUCGGCCACGGCUCAGGAUAGACAUCCUCGCUGCCCAGGUCACGGAGGAUUUCAAGACGGCCGUGCGCGAGGACGCGCAGGAGGCUGCCGGCAACCGAACCGCUUCCGACGGGGACGAGGACGAGGAUGCAGGCGUCCCGACAGAUGCGCAGACAGGUGCACAGGCAAGUGAGCCUCAGGCUGCUUCGGACGCCUUGCAGGGCAUCCUCAACGUCCCGAGAGUGAGGCCUUCGAGUGAUGGCGGCCUCACGGGCGGAAGCAAGUCCAUCGUCAUCGUCGACGACACCGUCCCCGUGGACUCAUAUCCUCUCAGCCAUGGUGGUUUCAUGACGGCCAACCCGUCCGUCGAGGCCUUUGCGGACGCCCUCAUGCGGAACGGUGCCGAGAUCACGCCCCCUAUGACGCCACCGGCGGAUGGACGGAUCGCGGCGGCAAGGCGUUCAUCUUACCUCUUGAACGAGCAUGUCGCCGCGGAUGCUCCGUUGGGGGCGUUGCCACCGUUCGUCCCCGACUGGAACACCAUCGGGCGGUCCUCCAUCGCAACCUCCGCGGCCGACGGACCCGAUAUUGCGGAGUCAAACCCGCAGCGGGACGCUCACCGCCCUCCUCCGGUCAGUGGAGCCUUGGCAAAGAUGCACCGGAGGAACAGGUCGUCUCGUAGCCGCCGCUCCCUCAGCUUGACGGUCCGCCGCCCCAUUGGCUCCUCCAGCAGCGGCGGCAUGGCGCCGCCAUCCAUUACUCACAGCUUCGCCGGGACAUCCUACACCCACUACUCGAUGACCGACAGCGAUGUGGGUGAACCGGCGCCCGUGCCCGAGCCUCUACGCAUGCUGCGUCGUCGACCUGGCGGCGAUCUCCGCGCGGCCACGAAUGUUGACGACCUGAACCAGCAGGGGCCGAGGAGGUCGCGAUCUCUGGGUUCGCUGACGGCCUUUUCCGAUUCCAUGUGCGGCUUCAGCAGGAUAACCAGCCACGUGCGACGGGCUUCGACCGAGAAUACCGGGUCAGUCCUCACAGCGGAAGACUACCACCACUCCUCUGGGGAAUCCUUUUCAGUGGGCCGGCUGGCCGACAAGCCGAGCACCCGUGGCAAGAACGUCCGGACCCUGUCCCUGUACGGCACCUAUUCAUCGAGACCCGUCAUGCGCCCCUCGUUCGAGGCCGAAGCCGAGAGGCUCGCUCAGAUACCCGAUGACGAGGAUGAUGGCGGUGUCGAGUCGGCCCUGCUGAAGCUCGAGGGCAAGUAUGAGGGCCCAUCGUCCAAGCUCCCCGUUGGAUUCCAAGACGAGGCGCCGGAACUGCUGCCCGAGUCCUCCGACGAGGGCGACGAGGACUCGGAGAUGACCAGCGUGGACAGCAAGGAUUGCCUCCCCCGUAUGGAGACGGAGGAUGGGCACCAGGAUGACGUGGACGACGACGACGACGACGACGACGACGACUGGACAACCAUGGGCGGUACGAGGUCCAGUCAAGCUGGCGGUGUCUUGCUGGAACCACCGGGGGCCUCGGUCAACAGGCAGCAAUCCUUCCUCACCGAUCGGUCGGGAGAGUCGUACACGUCUACCCCACCACCGCUCGGCGGGGGACUUAGCGAUGACGGCCGCGGCGUCGAGGCAACAUCAGCAGACUGGAAUCACCGGUCCAUCCUCCAGGACGAAGAGGAGGCAGGAACCCCCGAGGGCGAGCGAGAGCCUGUCGAGAGCCAGCACACAUCUCUCGACUCUAUACAGAAGACCGAGCCUCUAGAUAUGAUCAUCAAGCCGGGCGGUACGGCACCGCGCAAUGCCGAGGAGCAGUCUUUCCUGGAUAGCGACCUCUCAUCCGAGCUUUCAGAUGACGGAGAAGAUGGAGCCGAGCUGCCUGUCAUGGCUGAGACCUCGCCUCGCACGCUCACAGGCGGCGUUGACGCGGAUCUCGCCCGAAGCCUCCCCUCGCCCCCCAACUCGCACUCUCGCAAACUGUCACCGCACGUCACCGCCUGGGGGACGGGCGGUGCCGUCCCCAGACGCACAGACGUCAGCUCGAAGCCGCUGCCCCCGACCCCGGAACCUACGCCCGGUGCUUCGGCGUCGUUUGGAUCCCCUCUCCUCGGAGGAGGCGACAUCGGGUCGGCACCCCGGACGUCUAUGCCGGAAGACGCGGAGCUCGACGUCGCAUCGCAGUACGCGAUCCACAUGCCCUUCAUCCUGGCCUUCGACUCGGAGACGCUGGCGCAGCAGUUCACCCUGAUCGAGAAGGACGCGCUCAACGAGAUCGACUGGAAGGAGCUGGUGGACAUGGACUGGCGCAAUGCCACCAACAAGCACUCACGCUCGUGGGUGGAUUUCCUGCGCAACUCGGAGGCGCAGCAGGGCGUCGAGGUGGUGAUUGCGCGGUUCAACCUGGUGGUCAAGUGGGCGGUGUCGGAGAUCGUGCUGACGCAGAGCAUCGAGGAGCGGGCGCGGUGCAUCAUCAAGCUGAUCCACAUGGCAUCGUUCUGCCGGCACUACCGCAACUUUGCGACGCUGGCGCAGCUCACCAUCGCGCUGUCGAGCAACGAGAUCUCGCGGCUGGCCAAGACGUGGGACCUGGUGCCCGCGGGCGACAUGAAGAUCCUGCGGGACCUCGAGACUCUGGUGACACCCAUGCGCAACUUCUUCAAUCUCCGCGCCGAGAUGGAGUCCGGGCCCGAGGUGGCGUGCAUCCCCUUUGUCGGCAUCUACACGCACGACCUGCUGUACAACGCCCAGCGGCCGUCGGAGAUUGCCAGCUCGCCCAACACGCCGCCGCUCAUCAACUUUGAGAGAUGCCGUAUGGGUGCUGCCGUGAUCAAGACGCUCCUCAGGCUUCUGGAGGCCAGCUCGCGCUACACCUUCCAGCCCAUAGAAGGUGUCACCGAGAGGUGCCUCUGGAUCGGAGCACUUUCCGAUGCCGAGAUUCGACGUCACUCGGGGAACCUGGAGUGA